This is a messenger RNA of Cyanistes caeruleus (blue tit), 3917 nucleotides long. RefSeq names its product scaffolding CK1 anchoring protein C (gene SACK1C). Gene Ontology annotation, molecular function: protein kinase binding. Gene Ontology annotation, biological process: signal transduction. NCBI's taxonomy places the organism in Eukaryota, Metazoa, Chordata, Aves, Passeriformes, Paridae. The record is from RefSeq and is a predicted model, not a curated record.
UUUCAGCUAGAUUUUCAGCUCUUUAGGAAGCAAAAAAAAUAGGGUGAUGGUACACUUAUUUUAUGUUAUUACCCUGGCAAAGGAUCUCCAGAAAAACACCCACCAUGUUACAGCUCCUUUCCUUUGUUACUUCCCCAAACUUCCUUACACUGGGUUACAUUGUUCACAUUUUAAGUUAUUCUUUUAGCUGUUCUAACAUUUAAUUUCACCUGUAACACUUCUGUGCCAGCAGUUUUGUUAUCAUUAUAUCAUUAUAUCAUUAUUGCCAUUACUCACUGCAUCACAGCCAACUGGCAGCCAACUUCUGUUUUCUGAUUCAAUCAAUGCAAUGUUCUUGCCAUUUGCAGUCCUGCUGAGGCUUCAUCCUGACUUCAGGCAUCUAGAGACUAGACAGCUACUCCAAACUAAUCAUCCCACUCAGCUGUAGUCCCUGGAGAGUGGUAGUCCCUUGGGGACAUGAUUCAUCCCACCUGACUUAGAGCCUGGUGUCUGGAUGUGAGGGUCACACUCAGGCAUGGCCAUCCCUCUCCAUUGACUAUUGUCUCAUGAUUAUUCCAGGGCACACAUUUAGCUUUUAUAUGACUUAAUGGAAUUUAUUCUCAGGCAAUUUUGUCAAUAAAAGACCAAUUGAUCACAUAACUCUCCAGCCACACCUUCAUUCCCUAGUUGCCUGUAUGGAGUUCAGUAGCUCCAGGGUGAGCUGAUCUCUGCUCCUCUGCAGUUCUUCACGUGUUGUAUUCUCGUGGUGUGUUCUUACACUGUGCUUUAAUUCACAUAGCAAUGUCUGCCUGUACUGUUCCUCCAAAAAUGACUCCAUGAUGCUUUUGGGAAGCUGGAGUUAACUAAUCCCCAGUAAGCAGCAUGUGAGCAGUAUCAUCAUUCACACAGCACCAGACUCCUAAGGCUGAAUGACCUUGAAGGAUUUCCAGGGAGACGUUAAAAGAGCACAUGAAAUACUGCUCUUCUCACCUGCAGUACCUAAUGACCAGGAUUCCUGCUGUGAUUCCUACAAACACCAUGACUCUGUGUGUCAAAAAAUAGAAUGUUCUGGCUUCUCUGCCAGAUGCUGGUGUAGCAGAGCCAAGCUCCCAAGAAAUGCUAAGGAGGAGCAUUGUCUGUGGCUCAGGGAUGAGUAAGUUUCUCUGCUCAGUCUGAUUACCCACUUGGGAUAUUUGUGUUUCAUUAUAACUGACAGUAAGCAGCAUGUUUGAUUUGGAACAAAUUUCAAGCAGGAACAAGUUCCAGCAUCUGCAUUUCCACUGUGAGCACAGUGAAGGACAAAACAGGUUAGAGCCUGCUAGGCCAAGGGUGGGGACCUCUCUAGGGAAGGGAAGGGGAGGGGAGGACAGUACAUUAAUCAGUUACAAGGAAAAGGAAGAAACACCUUGAAGAGCUGAUAUUCUGCCCCUUGCAAAAGGGACAUUCUGGCCACCCAGUAUCAGGUGUGUGUCUGGGGAAGUCGGGUGAGGGAGCUGGGGAAAGCCGGCUCCUCCCUCGGUGUGGGAGGCUGAACCUGGUGAUUAAGGAGUUGAGCUUAUGCUGAGUCCUGAAGGAACCUGUUGGGAGGAGCUCAGGUGUGCAGGAGGGGCAGAAAACAGCUGAAGACGGACACAGGACUAAUCCAGCAGGAGAGACACCUCUCGGCAUCAGCAGUUCCAGUCAUGUUCAAUUACCUGGCAGUCGAGGUGAGGCCCCAGCUCCACCGCAGCUAUGGGAGCCAGCAAGGGGUGUCUGGGCCACUGAAGAGCCGCCUGGAACAGCUGAAGAAGCCGUGGUGGAGGGAGCCCACCCCGCUGGUGCUCCAGCACAGCGAGACAGCCAGGCUGGCCAUCGAUGCCUUUCUUGAGCAGGGGGAGCGCGGCUACCUGAGCGCCAUCGCCGAGGAGAGGGAGCUGCCAUUUCUUUCCACCUUGGACAUGGAGUACAUCAGCCAUCAGAGGAACCAGAGCUUCCCAGACCCCUGUGCAAUGAAAGACAAAGAAGCUGACCCUGGUGAGACAGACACUGGAGACAGGUUCUCCCUCAACUCUGAACUAACAUCGGGCACCUACUUCCCCCUCAUGUCUGAUGUGCACCCUCCGGAGCUGGAGCUGGGGUGGCCAGGGACACCACUCCUCACGGUGUCUGGCCAGACUCAAGCCACUGUGAUUUUCCAAAGAAACAAAACGAACAGCAUUAAGGAUUUGGUCCGGUCUCUGAUCAGCCGGGCACGGACGGUGAUAGCAAUUGUGAUGGAUCUGUUUACAGACAUGGAAAUUCUGUGUGACCUGCUGGAGGCCUCAAGCAGAAGGCACAUCCCUGUUUACCUGAUUCUGGAUGAAGAGUACUUGAAGCAUUUUGUGGAAAUGUGCAAUAAAAUGGCUCUUACUCAGGACAGCUUCCCAAACAUGCGCAUAAGAUGCCUGAGUGGAGACACGUACUACAGCAAAGCAGGCAAGAAAUUUGCAGGCCAGGUUCUGGAGAAGUUUGUCCUGGUUGAUUGUGACCAAGUUCUUGCUGGUACAUACAGUUUCACCUGGCUUUGCAGCCAAGUCCACACCGGCCUGGUGACCCACUUCCGUGGGCAAAUUGUUGCAGAGUUUGACAAGGAAUUCCGGUACUUGUAUGCAGAGUCCAGAGCAGUGACCAGCUUCUGUGAGCCAGAUCCUGGGACAUGUCUCUCUUCUUGGAAUACCUCAAAAGUUGACAACUGUCUUCUAAGACCCACUCAGGGGAAUGAUACUGAGACCCUGAGCCCCUCCAGCAGCCUUUCCAAUGUAAGCAUCAGGAGCAUAAAAGUGUCUCCCUUUAUGAAAAACUUGAGCUGUGGUGCACACCAGGAAAAGCAAGAUUCCAGCUCUGAAUCUGGCAAUAAGAAGGGGAAGGAAGACACAUUCCUGAAGCCCACCUGCCCUAAACAGCAAGAAGAACCACCAGACUCGGCGAACAGUCCUCCAAAUAAACCCUCCUCAGCCUCGUAUCCCAAAUCAAACCUCAUAACAGCAAGGACAUUCCUGCAGCCGGAGCCUUCCUCCAAUAAACCUGGUAACCAGGGGGAUAUUAAGGCCAACAGCAGCCACUGCUCCCCGCUGAGAGUGGGGCAGCCACUGCAGUCCCUGUCAGAGGGUACCGGCAGCAAUGGGACCAGCCUGAAGCAGAGAGCACCUGUGGCCACCUCCGGGGAACUGCCAGCUGAAAAUGAGAAUGUGUUUUAUGGGGUGGAAAAGAGACAGAGCCCUGGACAUGGCCAUUUUGACCUUUUCUCCCCAUACAGCCACCUCAAACGGGAUAAAAAGUCCGUAGUGCCUUGCUAUGACAAGUUCCCGGAGGAUAUGCUGCUGGAAAAGAACAGCGCAUAUGGGGCAGAGAAGAGAAUGACUCUGGGGCACAGCAAGCUGGACCUGAUCACCAAGUACAACAAGCUAAAAUCCAAACACAUACACAGUCGGUUCGAACUCUGACCUGGGCCUUGAGCUGGCCUCUGGUCUGAUUUUCCAGGGGUUGCUUUUCCCUGCCAAUCAUCAUGCCUGAGGCUUGGAAUCAAAACAUUAGUUUAAUGUUUUAAAACUGUUAUAAGGUGUCUAAUCUGUGUAGAUAACUGAUUCAGACGAGAUUAGCAACUGCAGCUCAAAUUUUCAAUUACAUGAUUAUGGCAGGAGGGAGAAAAGCACAUAAAACUAAUGCACAUUAUUUUUACCCAUUUGGGAAAGAACUAUUUUCCCUUAAACUUACAGCAAAGCCAUUGCUACAGCUGGAAACUGGCCACUGAGGUCUUCAGGGUGAGCCCUGGUUCUCUCCAUGCUGAGCAAUUCCUCUCCCUAUUCAUAUGGUGAAAAUGAAAUGGCCAAAGGCAGGGGGUUGUGAAAAAUAAAGGAGUUGUUCUGCUGGGAAAAGGUGUGUUGGGUCCUGGUGGUGGGGGGAUGAGCAUUGAGCAUGGC